Messenger RNA from Paramecium tetraurelia, 4278 nucleotides. RefSeq lists its product as uncharacterized. The transcript has 6 exons. The record is from RefSeq and is a predicted model, not a curated record. Lineage: Eukaryota; Ciliophora; Oligohymenophorea; Peniculida; Parameciidae.
AUGGAAAAACUACACACUAUAAAAACGACUGAAAGACCUUUGGGAGGAUUAUAAGAAGGCUUCAAAUUUAUCAGAGGAUCCCCAGACACUAAAAAAGUAAUGUGUAUUUUUAUGGAAAGAUUCCAACAAUUCCUUGAAUAGGCGAACAUAACAAUUAAGAAUUUUUUAAAAAGCAAUGAUCAGCAACUAGAAGUCAUCCUGGGUGAUGCUAAUUAAGUGUUGGUUGUGAUAUUGGAUUAUUUGAAUAAAUUUCCGGAAAUAUAAAAAAGAAACGCGGACUAAGGGCAAUUAGUUUAAGAUAUAAUGGAAUAGUGUAUUUAAUUGGCAGAAUAAAUUUUAAGAGAACCAAAGUAUCGCAAAAGUGUCGAAAAUUCUCAUAAUGUCUUGUCCGACUUUCUAAAUUUAAUUGAAAAAGCACAGAAGACUGAAUCCAAGGUUCUCAUCAUAAAGCUGAUUGUUUUAUUUUCAGAGAAUCUCAAUUAGAGGAUUGAAUUUUUUGAAUAAUAAGGAUUCCACAAAUUGCUUUCAAUUUUAAUGAACAAGGAUCCGCAACUUAAUCGCGUAAUAUCGAAGGCUCUCUUGCAUUUUUUGCUCAUUGAAGAUAUAAAUCAAGUAGUAAUAUGCAAUGUUGAGGAUGGACAAGAAUAAACUAUAAAAUAAAAAUUUAGUAAAAUAGCCGUGUCAUUGAGAUCUUUUGCAUUUCAAGAAUUGUCAAAGGUGUUCCUUCCUACUCAAAACAAUAAAUAAUUAAGCAUAAAGUAGUUUUGUGUUGAAAAGAAGGAAAUCCUAACAUUAUCACAAGCCAUUGAAUAACAAAUAAGUUUGUAAUCCAUUUUUGAAGUGGAUUUAAGUUACUACAUGAAUUCAUAAUCAAUAAGCAGAUCCACUUCAGAUUAGGAUCAGAAUAAAAAUGAAAUUUAUGAGAAAAUCAUUAGCAUAAGUAGCACACCUCCAGACAAACUGGCCUUAUCAUAAACCUAAUCUGAAAGGUCUCAAUCUGAAGACAUACUUAAAGAAUUCCAAGUACUCUAAGGAGGAUUCAAAGCCAUUUUGGAAACACUUGAAAAGGCAACGUCCGAAGUUUAAGUGGAUUUGCUUUAAACCGUUCAGCAGAUCCUUUAAAAUAAUGCUAGAAAUAAAAUUGAGUUUAAAAGAGUCAAUGGUUAUCAAUUACUAAGUGAUUUUAUUACUAAUAAGGAUUAAUAGGAUGAGCAAUUUUAAUAGUAAUUCUACAAUUUCUUAAAAUAAAUAUCAACAACAGAUUCUGAGAUUGAUGAUUUAGAUGCAUUCACACUUAUGCUUGAGUUGUUGCCUAUAUAAUAGGAUAAACUUCUGAAUAUUAUUGUAGAAGUAUUAAACUAAAAUUGGAAGAAUGUUAUAAUUGCUAAAAGAUUAAAGUUAUACUAUUAUUUGGCUAUCAUUUAAAUGAGAUAAUACUUGUCAUCAGAGUAAAUCACUGAGAAAUUCUGUAAUAUUGAUAACGAGUACAUUUUCACUAAUUUUAAAAAUAUUUUAGUUAAAGUUAAAUUUCAAUAAUCUGAGGAAGUCUGUUAACAAUUGUUUUAAUUAUAUGAAUAACUCAAUUAGUUAGAAGGAUUCUACAGUCUUGAAUUUGAAGCAAUUUAAAGUUAAUUAGCCAUUCUAUUUCUUGAUGAUGUUGAUAUUUUCAAAUAAAUUGUUGGAUUCGCAUUCAAAAUGAUAGAAUAGAAGAUGAGCAAGAAGUGCAGAUACAUGAAUUCCUUUGAUCAUCAAAGUGAAUUGGCAUUUAAAAACUUUAGUAUUAUUUUUGAUUAAAUUUACCAUUCAUUCUUAAAGGCAAAAAAAAAUAAUAUGCAAGAUGCAAAGGAUUAAUCCAGUUAUGUGUUUUUUAUAUAAAUAGCUGAAAUUAUUAAUAAAUUUUUAGUGUGUGAUCACAAUAUUUAGAAACAGGAAGUAGAUAUAUUCAAAAAUAUGGUUAGUUAAAAUAGAUGUGAGUAGUUUAUGAAUUUGAUCAAGCCGAAUCUUAAAUUAAUAUAAAGUAAGUAAAUACUGGAACUAUUCGAUUUUGAAUAUAAUGAAAAGAGUAAUUUGGCGAUUGCUCACUUAUAAUUUCGAUUAAAUUAAGUGUUGUUUAAUUCACUUGCAGGAAUUAUGAGGCAUAAUGAUUUUAAGAUAGAACCUCAAAUGGUUUUAUACUUGGUCUACUCUCAGUAUGAAAUGUGGAAUGCUUUAGAACAAUAGCCUCAAAAUCCAAUCACCCCCUUGCUAGAAUUCUUAAUGGAUAUUUCGAAACUCAGUUCAUAAUACUUACAAUGCAUUUCCCACUUCUUUUACAAAAUCAAAUUGUGUGAUGAAAACACUCUUGUGAUUGAAAAUCUUAUAUCAUUUUUAAAGUAAUUUGACUUCAAAAACCAAGACUUAAUUGUCAAUAUGCUUAUUUCAAUUUGCAAGAAUCUGCCUUAUUAUUAUGACAUGGCUAACUUAUAUCCUGUACUAAUAUAAUAUAUUGAAACUUACUUAAACAAAGUUGAUUUGGAGUUAUGGUUCGACUUUGUGUUUUCAGGAGAAACUAUUAAAAAGUUAAAUGAACAAAAUUAUGGAGCAACAAUGAGUGAUAUCUUGAGCUUACUCUCAAUUCACAGUAUGUUUUAAGAAAAAGUGUUCGAUAAGAUGAUCAAUGGGGAAUAUUUGACUAACUCUUUUGCCACUCUCCAGUAUGACACAACUAAGGAGUAAAGUAUUAAAUUAUCAAAUAUAUUAUACUUGUUGAAUGCCAAAAGCAAUAAGAUCAAGAACCCCAUUUACAGCAAUAAGUAAAAAUUCUUCUAAUUGAUAUAAAAACUGAUAAAUGGCGAAGAGUUCUCAAAUUAACUAUGUAAUACUGUGUUCAAACUUGUAUUUUGGAAUUUCGAUAGUUAUCAUCUCCUCUACACAGAGAACAGUAGUAAUGUUUCUUCAGUUAUGGGAAGAAGUGAAUUUGCAGAAAUAAUUUAAAAAACCCAGAAAUAGUAUUUAGAAAAUAAACAACCCAUUUAACACAUAACAAAUUUAGAAUCACUGGAACUUUUCUUUUUGAUGUUAGGUAAAAAUCAAUCUUAAAGCUAUAUAAUUGAAAUUUUGAAGAUUUUUGAAUCAAUUUUGGAUAAUCAAAACUUAGCUACAUUAUUAGAUUCAAAUAUAAUAUAGAGUUUAUGUAUGUUAUUGUAAAAUACAGACAAGAGAAUUGUAUAGCAAAUAUAUACAAUAAUUAGAACAAUUAUUUAGUAUGAUUUAAGCAAGUCAACAAAAUUGAAGAUUAUUGAUAUAUUAAAACGACAUGAUGAUGCAUCUCAUAUUUUAAUAGAUUAUUUAAAGGAUUUAUUGUAGAACCCAGUGAUAAAAAAUGAUCAUGUGACCUUUUUAAAGAACUUUGACAUUUUAGUAAAGAAUUUUGAGGAGUUGGUUGGUUUCAAUGAAGAAAUAGAUAUUUUACUGUUUCAAAUAAUCAAUUUGAUGGCAUCUAAGAAUUCUCCAGAAAUAAGAUCAGUCUUGAAAUAGUUGAAUCUGUUUGAAUUUAGAGAUAAUUUGGCAUUGCAGAUAAUAAAAUAUAAAAUGGAUCCACAAUAGUUGAUGGAUAUACUAUCGGGAAUUCCAUUUGCGUAAUUGUGUAACAGUAGAAACUUUAAGGAAUCUCAUUGUAUGGCUUAUUUAUUGCAAAGAUUGAUAUAACACAAAGAUCAUUUUGGUUUACCACUUUUAAUAAUUAAAAUUUUAAAAUAUGAUAUAUCAACAAUAGAAGAUAAUAGGAAGUAUGUAAGUAAGCUUCUGUAGAAUGAUUAAUUGAUUAGUUUCUUUUAUCCAUAAAUGUUGAGAAAGUAAAGCAAAAGUUUAAAAUGCUUUGAUUAAGAGGAUCAAAAAAUCUAGAGAUCCAAUUCACCAGAAACGGAUGCAGCAUUUUCUCAAAACAUGACUGUCGAUCAAUUUCUAACUUUAUUUUUCAGUGAUAAAUUGUAGGAUGAGCGAUAGCAAAUUAAAUUAACAUUAGAGAGGGCACUCAUUCCCGUUGAAAGUGAGUACAAGAGAUAGAUAAUGAAGUAUAAUACGAAAAAACAGAGUCGGUUGGCCAAAUUGUCAGAAUAGGAACAGAGUGAUAAUUUAAGAAUUUAAACUUCUAAUAAUGAUUGGGAAUUCAAGAUAUAGUCUCGUUUAAAGAAGAGCAAUGAAAGAUCAAAAUUGAGGAGCCAGAAACAAUAGGAAUAAUUUGAAUAGGUGCUGGCUGAUGGAGAGAACUAAUGGUUUAAAUUGUGCUUAGGAUAAUGA